AGCAUCUUAACACUGAGCGAAUCCAUCGAUUUUCCACCGUAGACGUCGUCGCAAAGCUCCUUUACCGCCAUUAACUAUAGUGAAGGCAGCACAAGUGGUAGUAAAUUUUCUUCGCUCUUGAUUCUUCGAAUUUGGAUUUUGCUAAAAGUUUUGCAUCGUUAAAUAAUGGCUCGUACUAAGCAGACCGCCCGUAAGUCUACUGGAGGCAAGGCUCCACGUAAACAGCUGGCAACCAAAGCCGCUAGAAAGAGCGCACCGUCCACUGGUGGAGUCAAGAAGCCGCAUCGUUACCGUCCAGGUACAGUGGCUUUGCGUGAAAUCCGUCGAUACCAAAAAUCCACGGAAUUGCUGAUCCGCAAGUUGCCCUUCCAGCGACUGGUACGUGAAAUUGCCCAAGAUUUCAAAACUGAUCUUCGUUUCCAAUCGGCCGCCAUCGGAGCUCUCCAGGAGGCCAGCGAAGCAUAUCUGGUCGGCUUAUUCGAAGACACCAAUCUUUGCGCUAUCCACGCGAAACGUGUCACAAUUAUGCCUAAGGAUAUUCAGUUGGCUCGUCGCAUCCGAGGCGAACGUGCUUAAGCAGCUGUUGUAGCAGACAUCAUUUUACAACUACUAAUACGAUCAACAUCUCCCUUUAUCCUUCUGUUCAAUAUGACAUUGGUGAGCACUCACCAAUUGGAAGUUUGGAAGUAUACUGACAAACAAUUUACGCAGUCAGUUUUCUAUGUACGCAUACACAAGAAUCCAUUUCUACAAUUUUGUUAACUUUGCUUUAGUUUUAACUCCAAUUCAGAAGUAGUACACAUUGAAAGGAAACAAAAUUUUAGGUUUAAUCUACAUUAAAUGUGACAGUAGAAAUUCAUUUACAGCAAACAAACCGCUAGACAUUAAGGAUAGUUGAUAAGAAAAUGUGUGAAGUAAACAAAACAAAAAUAUACAGUUGUUUUGGGACUCGGAAGUACUCACAGCUCGUACGGAAUUCUAGCAUUGCUGGAACCGUCCAGGAGCGUGGAGUCGCUUGAGAGUUGCGAUGGCAAGAAACAGUUUCCAAACACUCAAUUUAUCUAUAACUCGUAAUACAUGUAAACAAUGGUCAAAAUGGAUAUGCAAUUAUUUUUUACUAAGUAUUAAGUAAUAAACAUAAUAAAUGUUUACCUUGUAGAGUUUUGAUUUAUGUUUACUUCUGUUCGUAACAAUCAAAAUACAACCUUUUGUUUUGAAGUUUUUUUAAAGUUCACACACUGGGACAAAUUUAUAGAUACCAUUGGCCACUGUCCAAAAAUCGUGCAAGAAUAUUACGAUUAAAUAAAUCCAAAUUUUAAACGUCAA
Wyeomyia smithii (pitcher-plant mosquito) is the source of this 1326-nucleotide messenger RNA. Its product is annotated as histone H3.3A. Gene Ontology annotation, cellular component: nucleosome. The record is from RefSeq and is a predicted model, not a curated record. The coding region runs from base 166 to 576 and encodes 136 amino acids. Gene Ontology annotation, molecular function: protein heterodimerization activity; DNA binding; structural constituent of chromatin. The transcript is spliced from 3 exons. NCBI's taxonomy places the organism in Eukaryota, Metazoa, Arthropoda, Insecta, Diptera, Culicidae.